Molecule: messenger RNA, 6978 nt
Organism: Pseudozyma flocculosa PF-1
Lineage: Eukaryota; Fungi; Basidiomycota; Ustilaginomycetes; Ustilaginales; Ustilaginaceae
Exons: 3
Coding region: 1-6978 (2325 amino acids)
Biological process (GO): maturation of 5.8S rRNA from tricistronic rRNA transcript (SSU-rRNA, 5.8S rRNA, LSU-rRNA); maturation of LSU-rRNA from tricistronic rRNA transcript (SSU-rRNA, 5.8S rRNA, LSU-rRNA)
Cellular component (GO): nucleolus
Source: RefSeq, a predicted model, not a curated record
AUGGCAGCACAGAAGAGGAAGAGGGGCGCUCCCCAAUCGCACGCGGCCACCACCACUGAACCCGCCGCCGCACCAUCCCCCCUUCAACCAGAGGCAGGGCCAUCGACGACCGCGGCAGCGACGACGACGACGACGACGACGACGACGACGACGGCGACGACGACAGGCGACGAACCAACAUCGGCGGCGCCAUCGUCCUCGAAGCGGCCACAGACCAGCAGCGCCGCAUCCCGCGCGCCUUUUUUCACCGGCGCAGCCAUCCACAAGGCCCUCGACACCACCUCGGCCGACUCGCUCAGGCAGGCGCUCCACCAGCUCCGCCUCCAGACAAACCUCACCUGGAGCGAACAGGCCAAUCCGACCUCGAUACCCCCGACCGAUGCGAGGAUCAAGAUCGUACAGGAGUACUGCCAGCUCUGCCAGGACCACGCAGACGUAGCAGCUGCGCAGGCCUUGGAGAGCAGCGGGCCAUCCAGCCAACCCUCGUCGGCCGCAGCCGCAGCCGCAAGGUCCAUCUUUGCCGCAUGGGAUCUCGCCGAAAAGCAGUCCCUAGGCCCGCUUCUGCCGCUGCCCAUCUUUGUCCUCGCCCACUUCCUCCCCCUCCUCUCGGCCCAUUUCCCCACCCAGGCGCUCGGCGAGGCCAUCAUCGCCCGCCUCCUCUCGCCCAACGAGCCGUGGUUCGACCUGCUGCAAAACUACAUCUCCAACAGCACCUCGUCGGGCGCAGCGGCGGGACACGGCAAGGCGCGCGACCAGAGCCACGUCAACAACGACGUCGCCGUCCUCGCCAGCCUCGUCCUCCUCCGCGAAAUGGCCAGCUUCGGCCGCGGCCGUUUCGCCUCGCGCGUCUUUGACCGCUUCAACUGGGCCCUCAAGAGCCUCCCGCGCCUCCUCAACCGCCGCAGGAGGCGUGCCAUCGACCACGCCAAUGCCGGCGACAAGGCCGACAAGAAGCACGACAAGGGCAAGUCGCGGGCCCGCCCGCCCGUCGCCGAUCCGUCGGGCGACCAGCACGGCGUCGUCUCGCUCCAGCGGCCCGACAUCCGCACCCUCUACAUCCUCUUCCUGCUCGCGUUCCUCUCCCAGACCUACUCGUCGUCGCUCAAGGUGCAGCUGCUCGACCUCGGCCGCGACCACCUGCCGCAGGUGCUCAAGGGCCUCGUCGCCGACCCGCCCGACGUGGUCCACCACGUCCUCGUCUCGCUCCACGAGGACCUCGUCUGCGACGUCAAGGUGCCCCGCGCCCGCAAGGCCGGCCUUCUCAACGAGUGGGCGUGCGCCUGCAUCAUCAAGCUCUACGAGCGCGACGAGGAACGCCUGCUGGUCGACGAGGACGGCGCGCGCGUCCGCGGAUCCUCGGUCGCCGAGCUCGCCCACCACUUCCUCCUCAGCAUCUCGACCCACGCCGGCUUCGGCGUCUGCUACCCGGAUCGCGGUUGGUAUCCCAGGCUCGCCAGCGCCAGCGGAGGCGCGGGCGGCGCCGCCAACGACCACGACGGCGUUCUCGCGGCGGCCGACGACGAGCUGGCAAAGGCCGGAGACGAGGCAGACGAGGACGACGAGGCCGGCGUCGUGGCGCGCAUCGGCGGCAGCCGGAGCCGCAAGGCUUUCAGCCGCCACAUCUACAACAAGGCCCUGUCGGGCGUGCUGCCGCGGCUAUCGGUGACCGAGGACCUGCUGCAGCAGGAGCUGGCGCUCGGCAUCCUGCGCGCGUGCCCGGAGCUGGUGGGGCCCUACCUCGAGACGGCGUGCGGCGGCCUCACCCUCGAGCCGCGGACCAGCUCGCGCUGGCUCUGCAACGCUGCCUACGUCGGCCGCGUCCUGUCGCUCGAAUUGCCGUCCUUCCGCAACGCCAGGCUGCAGAGGAUAGCCGAGGGCACCGCCAAGGCCAAGGUCGCAUCCGCAUCCGCAUCUCCGACGUUCCUCUCGUCGUACUCUCCGCAGCCGCCGCCGCUGUCGACGAUCCUCUCCAACAUCCUGCCGUCGCCCCUCUCGCGCCAGCUCUUCACCCGCGGCCUGCACAACCCGGACCGGCUGGUGCGCCAUACGACCGCCUCGAUCCUCUGCCGCUGCCUCGAGCGCCUCUCUCGCUUCCGGCGCACGUGCGACGAUGCCGCGCUGCAGCUCGACGAGGCCGACAACGGGCCGUGGCGGACGAGGGCUCGUACCGUCGAGAUCGAGGCGCGGAAGCGCUUGCCCGAGAUCUCGAUCGUCGUCCAGCUCAUGCAGGACCUCACCGGGUCCGACCCGUCCGGCUCCACGACAGCGACAGGCGCGUCCGCCACCAAGGAUGGCGAUGUUGUCGCCGCCGCAUCGGACGGGACAAGCCCAGAUCAGGAGAUGGGCGACGCCGACGCCGCUGCAGCGACGAGCCCUCCGUCGAGCGCCAGCAGCAACGUUCUGCUCAUCGAGGUUUCGCUGCGCCUGCUGUGGCUCUACUACCUCGCCGUGCCCAGCUCGGCGCUCGACUCGCGCUUCGACGUCGGCAAGCUGCUCACCAACUCGUUCAUGGCGCCGCUGCGGCGGGCGACGCUCGACGAGGACGGUGAGCCGGUCAAGCUCAACCUGCAGGCCCUCUGCCAGGUCCACGCGCUCCGCAUCGUUGCACUCUCUACCGAGCUCUCGUUCGACUGGAGCGCCAAGGCCACCGUCUCGGGGGCCGGCGGAUCCAAGGGUCCCGCCAGGAGCUACCUCGGGCUCCUGCUCAGCGUGUACACCACCACGCCGCUCGACCAGGUCAAGGCGUCGUGCGAGGAGCUCUUUGACCGCCUCGUCGCGCCGUCGACCCUCUUUGAGCACGACCAGCGCGAGCUGGCCGCGUGGCUCGAGAGCCUGCCCCGCACCGACGCCAACACGGCCGUCAUUGCCGCAUCGGCCUCGGACGACGAGGACGACGAUGCGGCAGGUGCCGGCGAGGGCGAGGGCAGUGCCAUUUUGGGCCCCGUCGAGUCGCUGAGCGACGAUCAGACGUUUGUGCUGGGCCUGCUCGACGAGUGCGCCCAGCGCUGCAUGAAGACGCCGUACCGGUACAUCGAGGCGGCACGGCAGCUGCUGCGCGAGGCGCACGAUGCCCGCGGCGACGAGCAGCGCAGCGACGACCUGGUGGCCUCGCCGCUGCUGAUGACGAUGCUGGAGCAGUUUGCCAUCCGCGCGCGCAAGGGCCUCUUUGCGCAGGCCGGCACCGUCGAGGCGCUUCUGUCCUUCUUCAACCGCCUGCUCCCCAACCUCGUCGGUGCCGGCCGCUCGCUCGUCGCCCUCGAGCGCGUGGUCGACCAGAUCGUCGAGGCCGUCGAGGCUAAUGCCGCGUCCCUCACGCCGGCCAGCGAAUACCUCUGCAAGACCCUGCGUGCCUCGAUCGCGGCGCUGCGCGUCGCGCCACAAGGAACGUCGUCGGCCGGCAUGGAUGUCGAUGGCGAGGAUCCCUUUGAAGAUGCCACCUCUCCUGCCGAUGUCCGGCGACUCCUCCGCAUCGCCCAGCGGCCGCUCUCGCAGGCUGCGGUAUCGGGCCUGUGUCGCAAGGCGCUGUCCUUCCGCGCACUCGGCCAUUCGGGCGCCCCGCAGAUCCUGCAGGAGCUGCACGCCACAGAGGAGAACCUCGCCGUGGCCCUCGGCGACAGCUUCCCUUCGUCCAAGCUAGGCCGGCUGCCGCUGCUGCACAUGCCGGCGGCUCAGCAGCUCGAGGAUGAGCACGAGGUCGAUCCGUUCGUGGACGUCGACGAUAUCGACCCGGACGAGCUCGAUGCGUGGACCUCGCCAGUCCAGGCCAAGCUUGCCGCUGCCAUGGCCAUCGAGCGCCUCGCGUCGUCGUCUUCGGUCGAGAGCACCGACCCGCAACUGCAUCAGACCGCCUCGAUCCUUCGUCGCGUCGUCGCCUCGGGCGUCCUCGAUGCGGCCGACCUCGAGCGCCUCGUCUUUGCCAAGUCGUCGCUCCUCGCGUGCCUGUCUGGCAGCCGCGCCGACGCCUUGCCUCUGAUCGUCGAGAUCGCCGACGUCGUCUCGCAGGUGCUGGUGCCGACGUCGUCGAUGCAUCGCAGGCUGGUCGCGCCGAUCAUCGAGGUGGUGCUCGCCGCUCUCGGCGGCACUGGCCCCGCAUCCCAGCUCCAGGCGCUGCUCAAGCUGGCGCCCUUCGCCGACGACGAUGCGCUGCUGCAGGCGACGAAGCUGCUCCUCGCAUCGCUGCAGGCCCAGAGCCACGGUGGCGACCUCGCCGAUAGCGUCUCCCUGACUCUCGAGGCCCUCAACGUCUGCACCGGCCUCGACACGACCGGAGCGGCGCAGAGCAGCCUAGCCGGUCAGGCCGAUAUGCUGUCCGGCCUCAUCGGCCGCGUCGGCAACAAGAACGAGCGGAGCGCGAGCCUCAUUCUCGUCCUCCUCGACCGGGCAGCAUCGGCGAAGACUUCUUGGCCGGCCGAUGACCACGACGAUGAGAGCCGCAGCAGCGGCGUAGAGCAGCUCUUCCAGCUCGACGCUCUCGUCGGCACCGACGCGCUCCUCCUCAAGGCGCUCGAGGCUUCUGGCUCCAACGUCGACCUGGUCGCCGCACUCCUCUCACGUAUCGUCGUCGGCGACGACGCCAACGCCGCCAAGGCCAAGGUCAGGAGCCACGCCUUCACGAUCCGCACAUCCUUGCGUCACCUCGUCGACGAUGGACGCGGUGCGCAGCACUGGACCGAGGGCGUCCUCGCCCGGCUCGGAAAGCUGCUGUGCGCGGCGUUGGUGGAUCUGCGCCCGGCAGCAUCCAAGAAGCAGCCCGUCUCGCUGAGCGCCGACUCGGUCGCCGUCGAGAUGGCCCUGUGCGCCUGCCUGGACACGCUCGUGCAGGCUGCCUCGCACAAAGGCCUCGCCACGGGCCUCGCCUCGGUCCUCGAUGCCGUUCUUGAGCUGCUGACGGGCUUGCAGCCGAGGGACACAUUCACACCCGGCUUGCUCGCUCUGACGCAGUCCGUGCUGUCUUCCGACGCCGGACCGGCUGAUAAGCGCGCGGCCAUCGUGCAGGCUUCCAUCGACCAGGGCCUCCUCUACCUCGUCCGCCGGUUCGCCGAGGACGACAACGACCACAUCGACCUCGUCGGGCGCAUCAGGACGUUUACCGCGCUCGUCGAGGACGCGUCCACCGGUAGGCUCGCCGAUGCCAUCAAGGUCAAGGGCCACCUGGCAGACCCGGUCAUCGAAGCCGCCCUGGGCAACAGGAUGCUGAGCUCGGCGCCCAUCCAGCUCGUCCUGUCGCUCUGCCGCACCGCAUCGGCUCUCAAGACACCGCAGCUGUCGAGGUACCUCUCCACGAUCACGUCGCACGGCGACUUCCAGGCCAUCGCGACCGGCACCGCGCCGCUGUUGGCGCCCGUCGUCGGCAGCGAGGAUGGGCUGCAGCCCGCCGACAAAACCGCCUCGGCCAUCCUCGACGACGACGACAGCGACGAGGCCAGGGCCCGCCUCGAAGACGAGCAGCACGAGCACCGGCUGACGAUUGUGCAGGCAAUCCACGCCAUCGUCUCGCGCCAGCCGAUCGAGCUCGCCACGCUGCCGCUGAUGACCAAGCUGCUAGCCGUCUAUGGCGGCACUGUCUCGCUCGCCGACCGAUGCCUACUCGACGUCUUCCGGUUGUUUGAGGAGGAGUGCGGCUCCUCGUUCCUCUCGCUCGCCCGGCACUGGGCCAGCCCGGCGGCAGGCAUGUCGGCCGACGCCCUCUCGUCGCAGAACAAGGUGCUCGAGGCGCUCCUCUCGCUCGAUCCGGCGGUGGCGUUUGCGACGUGCACCGAGUACCCGCGCGCCAUCCCGCUGCGCCGCUCUGCGAGGUCCGGCUACGCCGCCGACGUCGAUCGCGACGAAGCUGCCGGCCACUCGGACGCCACGACGCGGUACGAUCCCGUCUUUCUCUUUUCCCUGCUCGCCGGCUCGCUGGCCGAGAGCAAGGUCAACGGCUUCGAGUGGCUCCAGGUGCUGCGCACCAAUGUGCUCGGCGUCGUCGUGUGCGGCCUGUCUUCGCGGUGCCCCGACAUGCGCAAGGGCUGCCUCGAGCUUCUCGGCAAGUGCUAUGCGAGCGUCGCCGAGGUUGGCUUUGCGCAGCGCGACUAUGUCCUCCUCGCCCUCGACCUGCUGCGCGGCUGCAUCCCCAAGGACGCCUACGACGACGCCCAGCGCGGCUGGGAGGCGCCGCCCUCGCUGCCGCUGACGACGACGCUGUUUGUCGCGCACACGCUGCGCUCUAUCGGACACCCGUCGCUCUUCACCUUUCCGCUGCUGCAAAAGUUCCUGCUGCAGCGGCCGACGCUCGACAGCACCGACGUGCCGCUGCUGUACAACAUGCUCUACUCGUCGAGCGAGACGCACCGCCAGGAGCGCAUCUGGAUGCUGCGCUUCCUCCGCGACGUGGCGCGCGCCGGCGGCAAGCCCGAGUGGAAGGUGUGGAAGCGCAGGCACGUCUGGGAGCUGCUUACCAGCCUGUACGACAGCGUCGCCCUCGGCGGACUGCCGCACGCUGCCGCUGCGUCCAACAAGGACGGCGGCGACGACGACGAGAUCGUCAAGGCUCUCAUCGAGGACACGCUCGUCUGGCUGGCGCGCACUCCGCCGGUGGCCACCGAGCUCGUCGUGCGCCGCGGCGUUGUGGCCUGGAUCUCGGAAAAGCGGACCAGGGAGGCCCAGCUCGCCGUCUGGCUCGGCAUCCUCGUCGAGCUCAUCGAUCACGCCGACGUCGCAAAGUGGCACCGCGCCUCGUCGGGCACGUGGCAGACCACCCUCCUUGCCAUCGUCGACGUCGCCCUGCCCCCGCCGACGUCCCCGUCCUCGGUCCGUACCGCUGCCGGCGCGGCGAGCCCCGCCGCCGAGGGCGCCGCCGCCGCCACGCACGAGGCAGGGGACCAUCGUCGACUCUUGGAGCGCACCGCCGCCGCUCUGCGCGAAAAGGUCGCCCGGGCGGCACACGCCGCGACACUGACGAGCGCGGCUGACACCGCAGCGGCCACGACGAUUUUGUAG